Formica exsecta is the source of this 6122-nucleotide messenger RNA. RefSeq names its product UNC93-like protein. Lineage: Eukaryota; Metazoa; Arthropoda; Insecta; Hymenoptera; Formicidae. Gene Ontology annotation, biological process: regulation of muscle contraction; regulation of potassium ion transport. The record is from RefSeq and is a predicted model, not a curated record. Gene Ontology annotation, molecular function: potassium channel regulator activity. Gene Ontology annotation, cellular component: plasma membrane; striated muscle dense body. Bases 459 to 2162 code for a protein of 567 amino acids. The transcript has 7 exons.
GCGUACGAAUCCGCGAAGCCGAGAGUCGGCGAACCGAGAACCGAACCGCUCACCGAUUCCAAAGUCCGCCGGCAGUCAGGCAGGUUCAGUUGUCUCCGAACCCCCGAACUGUUCGGACGCGUUCUCCAGAGGCAGAUUUUCAUCCUACGUCGCGUUCUCGUGAACACGCGCGAUUCUUUUCUGAUACACUCACAUACGCAUCGAAAGAUCAAAGUGCACGGAAAAAAAAUUCGAUCGAUCGAAGAUCGAAUCGAUUUGAAAAUUCUCGACGUCGCGAGAACGGCGGGGAUAGCCACUGGGGCUGUCAACGUAGAGGUUCCUAUCUACCGCUACGUCAAUAAAACAAACUCGUCGAGGGAACCAAACACCUGUCUUCCUCUGUUCACCGAGACGAAGGGGAGCGCGAGAUCGUCGCUGAUUCGAACGAUCGAUUUGCUAAGACGUAGUCGCCACGUAAAAUGGUAGCAUCGCAAAACGAUGGUGGUAGAAGUAUGGGAGGUGGCAAUGGUGGUGGCGGCGGCGAUGACACGGUUUACACGGUGGCCGUGAUGAGCGGCGGCGGUUACAGAAACGAGGGCUACAAGGACGACGGCACCGACGGCAUACCGCCGGAACCGCAAAAACCGCCGCAGCUACCGGCAACGGACGACGAUACGCAGUCGCGGAAGUUCAAUGUGUCGCGCGGCGAGAAAUGGCGUAUCCUGAAGAACAUUGGCACCGUCUCGAUCGCUUUCAUGGUUCAGUUCACCGCGUUCCAGGGUACGGCGAAUCUACAGUCGUCGAUCAAUGCAAGCGACGGCCUCGGCACCGUAUCGCUCUCGGCUAUCUACGCCGCCCUGGUGCUCUCGUGUAUUUUUGUACCCACUUUCCUCAUCAAGAGACUUACCGUCAAGUGGACCCUUUGUCUAUCUAUGCUCUGCUACGCACCAUACAUCGGCUCGCAGUUCUAUCCUAAAUUCUAUACCCUGGUACCUGCCGGCGUACUCCUUGGUCUCGGCGCCGCGCCCAUGUGGGCUGCCAAGGCCACAUAUCUCACCCAGGUUGGUGGAGUUUACGCCAAGAUUACCGAUCAACCGAUUGACGCUAUCGUCGUACGGUUCUUCGGCUUCUUCUUCCUGGCGUGGCAAACCGCCGAGCUCUGGGGCAAUCUCAUCUCCUCGCUUGUACUGAGCGACGGGGGGCACGGCGGUGGCGGGGGCGGCGGCGGCAGCAACGGCACGACCAGCUGGGACAAAAUCAAGUUGUGCGGCGCGGAUUUCUGCGUCCUUGGCAACGGAGGCCACGAGAACCUGGAGCGGCCGCCGGAGUCCGAGAUCUAUGAAAUCUCUUCGAUCUACCUUACGUGCGUCAUCAUUGCGGUAAUAAUCGUCGCUCUGUUCGUCGAUCCUCUUUCCAGGUACGGCGAGAAGCAACGACGGUCGGAUAGUCAAGAAAUAAGCGGCAUUCAAUUGCUUUCUGCUACAGCUUACCAGCUAAAAAAGCCUUACCAGCAAUUACUGAUACCGAUCACGGUAUGGAUCGGUAUGGAGCAAGCUUUUAUCGGCGCCGAUUUUACGCAGGCGUACAUCUCCUGCGCUCUAGGUGUCCACAGAGUCGGCUACGUCAUGAUCUGCUUCGGGGUGGUCAAUGCCGGCUGUUCGUUGCUAUUCGGCUCGUUAAUGAAAUUCGUCGGCAGACAGCCGCUGAUGGCUCUGGGCGCCAUCGUUCAUGCCUCCCUCGUAGUCGUCCUUCUCAUGUGGAAGCCGCAUCCUGAUAAUCCUUACAUUUUUUAUUCGGUCUCGGGUCUGUGGGGCGUGGGUGAUGCCGUGUGGCAAACGCAGGUCAACGGACUCUAUGGCACGCUGUUCAGACGCAACAAGGAGGCGGCCUUCUCAAACUACAGGCUAUGGGAGAGCGCCGGUUUUGUGAUCGCCUACGCGUACAGUACGCAUCUCUGUGCUCGUAUGAAGCUGUACGUGAUGCUGACGGUGCUGAUCAUCGGCACCAUAGGCUACAUCAUUGUCGAAUUGCUGCACAGGCGCAAGCAGCGACGGCUCAAAGCAAUCGCCGAAGAUCCGAAGGCCGCCCAGAUCGAGGCGAAUCAGCCGGAGGAGACCGACGACGAGAAGGACGACCUCGACGACGAGAUCACAAUCACCCACCUUCCUUCGAACCUCGGAUAGACCCGCGCCGUCCAAUCGGUGCGCAACUCUACGUUUUUCCUGUUGACGAUAAAAAGUCAAAGUCGAGAUGCAACUUCAGAAGAACGGUGGGUAUGCGCACGCCUUCCACGAUGAAGUGGAAAUGCCGAAUGUCGACUUCAUCUCACGGGACGCUUUCCUUCAAGGAAAUACCGGAAAUGUAACGCGUAUCCAGACCGUAAUCUGACUUCUAUCUUCUUCGGCGACAUCGGAACGAGUUGAUAGUCGAUAAGUAAUACACUUAUCAAUACUUGUGGUGCUAAAAAAACGCGCAUGAUGACGUAUAAUUCGCUCUCAUGCUACUAGGAACAUAGGACUUUCGCUACCGUUACUAGAAGCUCUUGAAUUGACACCGACAAGAAGGAUCAUCUCAAUGACAACGUUCUCAUUUUAUGUCUUCGUCAUGGUUCGUAGAGUGAAAAGUGCAUUUUGUUAAUACCGCCGGUACCGGCGCCGAUUUAAAUAAUCUAGUGAUCUUUACAAAUUAAUUAUAUAUACGAAUUUUUUUAUUAUAAAUACUUAAUCGAAUUUGUAAAGAUUACUAUGUUAUACUUUGUACCCCUAAAUGAGAAUGCAUGUUGACAUAUUAUAUACAUGUGUAUAGUUUGUAACUAAUGGAAAUUGGCGUGAGAUUCGACGAAAUUCGUCAUUUAUUCGAGAAAGAAUGCUCUAUACUCUCGCUCGAAUUUACAAUACUCUUGUUUAAAAAAAGUAAAACAAUUGUUAUAAGAAAGGCGUUCUUAAUAAAGAAAUAUCAUUGUUAUUGAUUACAUCGGAAUUCCUUGUUUUUUUCUUGAGAGUGAAGCAAGUGAGAUGUCAAUAUGGAUCUGUACAUUAAAACAGUAUUCUUUUUUUUUUUAUCAAAAAUAGACAAAUCAAAAAGGAUGGACAAAGUUUCAUUCUACGCGAAAUUAAAUUGCUAAUCUUCAAAAUUCUAAAUUAUGUUUUGUGUUUUGUUUUUGACUAGCUUACAUAUAAAUAUCUUUCUUCAGUAUAUUUUAUUUUCUCUUUCUGUUUCAUGUAUAAAAGGAGAGAGAAAUGUAUUUUAAUUAAACGUAUAAAAAUGUAUAGAAAUGUAUAUAAAAAUGUAAUUUUUUACAGGCAGCAAUUUCAAAGCAAUUUUUUUUUUAUUCCGAUAUUUGAGUCAUAUCAUAGUAGUUAAAAAUUUUACAGAAUAAGAACACAUUCCAAUUUUAUCAUUCAAUCUAUUUUUUUCGAGAAUCUUAUCUCGCGCCACUUUUCAUUCUCCCUUAGAGCGCAAGAAACAUAUCAAGCUACUACAGGUAAACACCAUAAGUCGUUUGAAUGCAUGCGUGUGCAUCGCACUUUCCGUCCUAUCAUACUUUACUACACGGUAGCUCAAGAGUCUACGAUGUAAACUUAGGAUACGGAUGCAAUCCUCUAGAGAGAUCUGUUCUUACGAAAAAGUCAUCUAUUGAUAGAAUGGUGAUUAUUUCUUUGAUUAAAAAUAAAAACGCGAGACUAUAUAUAAAAUGUAAAUUUAAUUUUUCAAUUCUUUAUAUCUCUGUGCGAAGGAAGGAAUUAUAAGAAUUAUAUCAUAUACGCGACGCAAAAAGCGUACGUAUCUUAUUGUUCUUGGAAGAAUAAUCAGUACGUGAGAAUAUUAAAAACUCAUCGUAUCUCUAUAUCAUCAGAGCAAAUUUUGCAAAGUUACGCGAAUAUUUCUUGUGUGUAAAUAUACUCUGACUAAUAUACUUCAGUUUAUAUAAUUCCUACCGAGCAUUCCGCUGCGUAAAGAAGUGACAUAUGACGGAGACUGAAAAAAAAUUUUUCGUUGCUAAAAAGAAUAAAUAUCUUUUCUUACAAUCGAAUAAUUUUGUUGAAUACUGAUUAAUGUUUCAAUAUUUUUAAUAUGGUAUCUGUCAGUUCAAUAUUAUUGCUUGUGAACUUUUUGAGCAUUCAACGUAGUGAUUUGUAAUAAUCUCCUACAGUUUUCAAAACAGAUAAAAAACAAUGUUUUAUUUUUCUCAUCCUUUUAUGUAGGAAAAUUUCAGGCAUGAUUUAGACAAGUUUCGCGAAGCUUUUCCACGUAAAGAUCGAGACUAUUUUAUGUAACCGACGCGUUAUAAAACUAAAUAUUUUACGUUAAUUUCCGUCAAUUAUUGCACAACAUAAUGGAUUAAUUGUACGCUGCUCUUAUCAACCUUCGCGUAUUUAUUGCACGUGCUGUCGGAGAUUCGUGCGAUAAACCGAAUACAUUUUAAUGUUUCCACGGACGAGUGAACGAUUAUCUUUUUUUCGCAACAGUACAAUGACCAGAACGGAGACAAGAAACCAAAGACAGGAAACUCACAAGAAUCCUGUCUUCUGGAUGGGAGACCUAACCCGCGGUACUAUUAUAAUUCAUCCGAUCGACAUCGCGUUGGUUUGAAGUUACUUCAACGAGAGCUCCGCGUUCCACGUCCGUCUCUUUCUCGUUUUCGUUUUAUUAUUAUUCGUUCAUUUCUUCUCUUGUUGUUCGUUUUCCAUUUUGUUGGCAAGAACUCGUCUUGCCAACGCGAUAUCAUGAUGUUCUCCUCGAUCAGCAUCGCUAUCGCGAAAAAAACCCCAUGAUGACGCUAUUGGAAGCUGCGCGACAAGAAUGGAACGCGCGGCGUUUAACGGUGCUCGUUUUGUUCGCUUUUUGCUGGCUGGAUUCUACGCACAUCGCCAAUCCUCUCUCUUCUCAUCUCGCCUUUUUUUCCCUCUCUCGCCUUCUCAAUGCCGCGGAAAGUUAUUAUACUUCUCGACGGGGUUUUUAAUCCUACCCUAUCGUUAUAUCCCUCUUGCCUCCAUGAUGUCGCAGCGGAUUCCUCAUCUCCAUUCCGCGAGAAAUUUCUCACUGUAAAAUCUCGAAAUUGGAAUAAACGUAAAUGAUGGCAAGAUCGAUAUUAAUCAUGCUAAAUAAAAUCAGAGGACUAAUCUUGUAAAUUUCACGUUAAAAUGACCUUAGAUGUUUCAUUCACCAAUACAUUGUUACAUAUUAUACUCAAAGUGUAAUGAAGUAAUCACUAUUUUAUCAAACCGAGAUAUCGAGGAUUCGGGGAAAAAAACCUUUCUCCAGUGUGUAAAUACAAAAUAAAUGAUAGCUUAUAUAAAAUAAUUCGAGACAUUUGUGUCAGAGAGUGAUACGUUCUAUCGUGCGAAUCGAAAUACACAUUAUGUAUGCCGUAUUAUACAUUAGGGAUAUCUGGUUUCGUAGUCGCACCAAGAAUGUACGUUUCCUGUAUCACUGAAACUGUGCUCUAUUUUCUCUUUAUUGUAUCGCGAACAUUGUAGAUUUAAAUAGCUCAAGUUAUGUAGUGUAGUAGCUGCGGAUGAGAAUGGGAUUAGUAAUUGAAUCGGGUUAGCGUUAAACUCGUUUAAUGAAAGUAUAGUGAUAGCGUAUAUAGGUAACUGCUUUCUAGCGAUUAGAAAAAUUGUGCCUCAUUUGAAAUCCGAUUCGCUCUGCAAUCCGAUUUCAUCCGUGGUUGCUAUACAUAUUAAUAUUGCAAUUAAAUACAUAUGUAUAGCCUUACGGUACGAAAACAAAUAAUAGAGAAAUUAAACAUCAAAAGAGUUUGAGACGCAAAGGGCAGCAGCUUGCCCGGAAUAUUUGCGUGUAUUUUUCGAAGGGAAUACCAGUUUUUUUUUGUUGAACUUUAAAGGGAUUCACACGAAUCACAGUUUGCACCUUAAAUGCAUUGAUAAAAAGACAUGGUUUAACGGGGACCACGAUCUAACAUAUAUUUUUAAGCCUGCGAGAUUAGACUUCCUAGAUUUUACUGAAAAGUAUUCAGAGAGAUAUAUCUAUAUAUAUUUGUUUAGAAGAUAAAAAAUGUAUACAAAGAUGUCCGAACUAACAGCAUUGGGACCAUUUUGAUUUGCGUACUUUUUGCUCUUAUUGAGAUUUGUAAAUAUUAAUUUUAGUAUUAAUCGUUAGGUAUAUAAUUAUGCAGAGAG